Messenger RNA from Musca vetustissima, 997 nucleotides. RefSeq names its product Y-box-binding protein 1 (gene yps). Gene Ontology annotation, molecular function: nucleic acid binding. Lineage: Eukaryota; Metazoa; Arthropoda; Insecta; Diptera; Muscidae. The transcript is spliced from 3 exons. The coding region runs from base 19 to 993 and encodes 324 amino acids. Gene Ontology annotation, cellular component: nucleus. The record is from RefSeq and is a predicted model, not a curated record. Gene Ontology annotation, biological process: regulation of gene expression.
AAUUUAAAGCAAACAAAAAUGGAAGACUCGAAGCUCCAAGAGCAGCAGCAGCAACAACAACAGCAGCAGCCUCAAGACUCGCCACAAGGUGAUGCUGCUCAACAACAAAAACAGCCGCCGCCAGUAAAGGAAGUUAUUGCUACCAAGGUUACCGGUACCGUUAAAUGGUUCAAUGUCAAAAGCGGCUAUGGUUUUAUUAAUCGUGACGACACUAAAGAAGAUGUGUUUGUCCAUCAGAGUGCUAUCAUCAAAAAUAAUCCCAAAAAAGCCGUACGCUCCGUUGGCGAUGGCGAAAUGGUCGAAUUCGAUGUUGUCAUCGGCGAAAAGGGCAAUGAGGCUGCUAACGUAACCGGCCCAUCCGGCGAACCCGUACGUGGUAGCCAAUUUGCUGCCGAUAAACAGCGUCGCAAUCGCAAUAUGCCAUGGCGUAGAAAUCGUCGCCGUACCGGUGGUGAUCAACAGCAGGGACAAGGACAGCAACAAGAUGGCGGUAAUCAAAUGCAGCAACAACAACAUGAUCACGAUGGUGGUAAUCACGAUGAUCAACAACAACAGCCCCAACAGAGGCAACCACGUAACUUCCGACGCGGAGGUGGUGGCGGCGGCGGUCCACGUCGUGGACGUGGCGGACGUUUUAGGUCCUACUAUCCACGCAACCAAAGUCAACGACGUCCAGUAAGUGGCGGUGAUGGUGGUAUGGGCGGCGGCGAUGGCGGCCACGACCAGAACGCUGAUCCUAAUCAUAGGGGCGGCGAUGGUCAAGGCGGUCCAAUGCGCCGUGGUGGUCCACAAAGACGUUUCUUCCGUCGUAAUUUCAAUAACGGUCGCGGCGGUGGACCACGUGGUGGUCCACCACGCAAUGACGGUGGUCAGGGGGGACAACAAGGCCAAGGCGGACAAGGUGGUCCCCGACGCAACAGUCGUCCACGUCGUCCAAAUAACAGAAAACCCAACAACGGCGGAGGACAAAACAAUCAACAACAGGUAAACUAAAAAA